AUGCCUGAUGUACGAAAAGUUCAAUUUCUGAAAGACUUCUUCUAUGCUAUCGAGGAAGCACACGAUUCAGGGGUAGUCCUAGCAUACCACGAUGCGGGAUCUGACGGUGGGAUCUUCACAGCUAUCGUGGAGAUGAUAUUUGCUGGGAGAUGCGGUGCAAGCCUUCUCUUGGAGAAUUUCUGCCGAAACGAGACAGCGGACAUCAUUUCCACACUCUUCACGGAGGAGCUUGCGGCAGUCUUCCAAGUCGGAAAGAGAGAUGAGACUAUGUUCAAGCGAUGCUUCGCCAAUUGUGGUCCACCACCUGAGAUGAUCGAAAGGAUUGGCACUGUCACAUCUGAUCAGGAGCUUUCUAUCUACCACAACGCCGACCCAGCCUCGCUUCUUUAUCGCAACCGUCGUUCAGAGCUACAGAAAUUCUGGAGCAGCACAUCUUAUCACAUGCAGCGCGUACGCAACAAUCCGGAUUGUGCAGAUACAGAACAGGCAACGUUCGAAGAUGACUCCGAUCCAGGUCUGUCCUAUAAUAUCACCUUCGGCCCUGCAGAACCUUUGCACGGAAAAAGCUUCCUGAAUUCUGCUCCGUCUCUCGCUUCCAAGUUCUCGCAGAGAUUAUCCCUCAAACAGAAGCCACUUGUUGCCAUACUGCGCGAACAGGGUGUCAACGGAGCGAAGGAGAUGGCGUACGCCGGUUUCCUAGCCGAGGACGUACAUAUGACAGAUCUCAUUUAUGGCCGCAAGUCUUUCUCUUCCUUUGUGGGGCUUACAGCGUGUGGAGGGUUUUCGGAUGGCGAUGUCUUAGGUGCUGGGAGAGGUAGUGAGUAUUCUUUCGCUUUGAUCUCUUCUUGUGGUAUGUUGAAAAACUGA
Molecule: messenger RNA, 867 nt
Organism: Letharia columbiana
Lineage: Eukaryota; Fungi; Ascomycota; Lecanoromycetes; Lecanorales; Parmeliaceae
Exons: 3
Coding region: 1-867 (288 amino acids)
Source: RefSeq, a predicted model, not a curated record